This is a messenger RNA of Lactuca virosa, 480 nucleotides long. The record is from the annotation of a GenBank genome assembly. NCBI's taxonomy places the organism in Eukaryota, Viridiplantae, Streptophyta, Magnoliopsida, Asterales, Asteraceae.
AUGGCUGUGCCUUCCGAUUCCAGCAAGAAGAUAAAAUUCCAUUAUAGUUAUGGUGGCACGUUCAAGGUGUGUCCAAAUGAUGGCAAACUCAAAUACAUUGGUGGCACAAACAAGAUCAUGACUGUGGAUCAGAGUAUCACUUACACAGAAUUGAUCGUGAAGAUGUGGGACGUAUGUGGACCUUCUAUGAACCUGAGGUGUAAGUUGCCUAUGGACGAUUUUUACUUAUUAGUGCAAGUUGCAUCCGAUGAAGAUCUUAAUUACGUUAUGGAAGAAUAUGAUUGGGUUGGUAAAGACAUGAAGAUCAGAGCUAUUCUCGACCCUCUACCACCGCCGAUAACUGAAGUUGUUGAUGAUUACUUCUGCAGUAAGGUGGCAAGCGUGAAGUUCUUCGAUUACACACCACCUCAGUUUUAUCAUGUAGAUGAAGACGUUGAUGGUUUCUUGAGCCGGAAGAUAGAAGAAUGUUCGUUUUAUUGA